Molecule: messenger RNA, 2697 nt
Organism: Camelina sativa (false flax)
Lineage: Eukaryota; Viridiplantae; Streptophyta; Magnoliopsida; Brassicales; Brassicaceae
Source: RefSeq, a predicted model, not a curated record
UGAAGUCUAUAAUUUAUUCGUGCGACCAAGUGGAGAAAAGAAAAAAAAAACUGCUGACAGACGAAAGAAGAAGGAAGAGAGGAUGAGGGCACUCGCCGGAGUAGAAGACGAGGAGAAGUGGCUGGCGGAAGGAAUCGCCGGAAUCCAGCACAACGCUUUCUUCAUGCAUCGGGCUUUGGACGCAAAUAAUCUCAGAGAAGUUCUCAAGUACUCCGCUCUGAUGCUUUCGGAGCUCCGCACAUCCAAGCUCUCUCCUCAGAAAUAUUACGAUCUCUAUAUGCGAGCUUUCGAUCAAUUGAGGCAGCUGGAGAUUUUCUUUAAAGAUGAGAGUAGGCAUGGAUUACCCGUAGUUGAUUUGUAUGAGCUUGUUCAACAUGCCGGCAACAUAUUGCCCAGGAUGUAUCUGUUAUGUACGGUAGGGUCUGUUUAUAUCAAAAGCAAGCAGGCUCCUUCUAAGGAUGUUCUUAAGGAUCUUGUGGAAAUGUGUCGUGGUGUUCAACAUCCCAUUCGUGGGCUCUUUUUGAGGAGUUAUCUUGCUCAAGUGAGCAGGGAUAAAUUACCUGAGAUUGGCUCAGACUACGAAGGAGAUGCUAAUACUGUGAUGGAUGCAGUGGAAUUUGUGCUACAAAAUUUUACUGAGAUGAAUAAGCUCUGGGUUCGGAUACAGCAUCAGGGACCAGGUACUGUUCGAGAAAAGCAGGAGAAAGAGAGGAAUGAACUUCGUGACCUUGUUGGAAAAAAUCUGCAUGUUCUAGGACAGAUCGAAGGUGUUGACCUUGAGAUGUACAAAGAGACUGUUCUUCCUAGGGUCUUAGAGCAGGUCGUCAACUGUAAAGAUAAGCUGGCUCAGUAUUAUCUGAUGGAGUGCAUAAUUCAAGUCUUUCCUGAUGAGUACCAUUUGCAGACUCUUGAGGCCUUAUUGGCUGCUUGUACCCAACUGAUGCCAACUGUUGACACCAAGAUAGUGUUAACACAACUAAUGGACCGGUUGUCAAACUAUGCUGCCUCAAGUCCUGAUGUGUUACACGAAUUUUUGCAAGUGGAAGCUUUUGCUAAAUUGAGCAAUGCAAUUGGAAAGGUGAUAGAUACACAGCUUGAGAUGCCUAUUGUUGGAGCUAUGACUCUGUUUGUCUCUCUUCUGACUUUUACUCUCCGGGUUCAUCCUGAUCGGCUUGACUAUGUGGAUCAAGUAUUGGGUGCAUGUGUAGUUAAGCUUUCCAGUGUGCCCAAGCUGGAGGACUCCCGUGCAAUGAAACAAGUUGUUGCACUUCUGAGUGCUCCUUUAGAAAAAUACAGUGACAUAGUUACAGCUCUUACAUUGUCAAAUUAUCCGCGUGUCAUGGAUCAUCUUGAUGAUGGAACGAACAAAGUAAUGGCAAUGCUUAUUAUUCAAAGUAUAAUGAAAAAUGAUACAUGUAUAUCAACUGCUGAUAAGGUUGAGGUGCUGUUUGAAUUGAUUAAAGGACUUAUAAAAGAUUUGGAUGGAACCAACGUGGAGGAGCUUGACGAGGAGGAUUUCCAAGAGGAACAAAAUUCAGUAGCCCGUCUCAUACAUAUGCUUGAUAAUGAAGAACCAGAGGAGAUGCUAAAGAUCAUAUAUGUUGUGAGAAAGCAUCUUAUGACAGGAGGACCUCAACGCUUGCCUUUUACCGUUCCCCCGCUUGUUUUUUCUGCAGUUAGGCUGGUCAGGCAGCUAGAAGCCCAGGGUGGAAAUAUAGCAGGAGAAGAUGUUCCAGCAACCCUAAGAAAGAUUUUUCAAAUUCUCAACCAGACAAUCGAAGCUCUUUCCUCAGUUCCAUGUCCUGAACUGGCUCUAAGGCUCUACCUCCAAUGCGCUGAGGCUGCAAGUGAUUGUGAUCUUGAGCCUGUUGCUUAUGAGUUUUUUACCCAAGCAUUUAUAUUAUACGAGGAAGAAAUCGCGGACUCAAAGGCACAGGUAACUGCGAUUCAUCUGAUCGUAGGAACCUUGCAAAGGAUCAAUGUUUUUGGUGUUGAAAACAGAGACACCUUGACACAUAAAGCAACCGGGUACUCAGCAAGGCUUUUAAAGAAGCCUGAUCAAUGUCGAGCGGUAUAUGCAUGCUCUCACCUCUUUUGGGUCGAUGAUCCAGAGGGAAUUAAAGAUGGAGAAAGAGUUCUUCUGUGUUUAAGACGUGCACUGAGGAUAGCUAACGCGGCUCAACAAAUGGUUAAUGCAACCAGAGGUAGCAGCGGACCAGUCACGCUGUUUGUAGAAAUCUUGAACAAGUACAUUUACUUCUUUGAGAAAGGGAAUCCACAUAUCACUCCAUCGGAUAUACAAAGCCUCAUAGAGUUAAUCAACACCGAGAUGCUAAGCGACAACGGUAACACAACAAUCCACUCAGAUCCCUUCUUUUCAAGCACAUUGCGUUACAUAAGGUUUCAAAAACAGAAAGGUGGUGUGAUGGGUGAGAAAUAUGACUCCAUCAAGUUGUGACUUAUAUCACACAGUCCUCGUCAAAUCCCGAGAGGAAUUUUUAUGUAAUUUUCGAAAAAAUUGUGAAAACACUGAAAGGAAUGUAUGUACACAUGCUUGUUUUCUUUUCAGUCCAUGAAAAAAAUGGAGAUGGCCUUUGUAAUUUUUAUUUUCUUUGUUCCUAGUACUCACCUGUGUAUAGAAUCCUCGUUUCUGUAAACCAUUCUUUGAAUCAAUGCCUCAAUUCAACGUUGUUUCUA